Molecule: messenger RNA, 2312 nt
Organism: Cydia strobilella
Lineage: Eukaryota; Metazoa; Arthropoda; Insecta; Lepidoptera; Tortricidae
Product: homeobox protein 2-like
Exons: 4
Coding region: 112-2304 (730 amino acids)
Source: RefSeq, a predicted model, not a curated record
UUGUAUAUUACUCUUUGUAAUAAUACUGGCUGAACGAAAAAAGUUGGUUUCAAUUCGCACGUCAGUUAAACAACUUAAGAUUUUUUGAUAAGUUGACGGCAAAGAUUCAAAAUGCGAUAUUUAGCAUUUUUGUUGUUGUGCUGUUUAUUAGAGAAAACCACCAGUCGACCGCAGGCGGUUACCCAAGAUUACAAGGAUGCCGAAGAAGCCGAAUACGAGAACGAGGACUCGCCGCACAGGGAUGAAGAUGCAGCAGUCGAUGAAAGGGCUAACAUUAAAGAAGAUGACGAAGUAAUGGAGCCGCAUCACAACAGGAAUUAUUUUUUCAAGCAUCAUGGCGCGGGCAGGAGUCCAGAGGAGCGAACCACCAAGGAGAACACAAAUGAUAACUUUUCAGAGUUCAAAUCGGCAAGCAGAAUCGAAGGGCCAGAUGAAGAUGCUUCCGAAAACGAACAGGAUCAACCAGUGACUAACAGGAGAUAUGACCGGCAAAACGAACUUAACAGCCGUAAGAAUCAAUUUAUUCAAGCGUUGGUAAAUCAAAAAGAAAACAGCGUCUUGCGAAAUCUUCAACUAAUUAAAAGAAAAGAUAAUGCUGAGCAGGAAGAAAGCAAUGAUAAUUUGUACGAAAGCGACUCUAAUCAAGAACACGUUAGUAAAAAUGAUAAAAAUAAACACAACGAUGACGCUGCUGAACAUGUUGGACAAUCUAACUAUUAUAAUCACUAUUACAACAGAUCACCAACCGAAAACAAUGAAUCUGAAGAUGAUCCAUAUGAGGAAAUCAAUGCAGAAGACGCUAAUCGCGAUCGACGUGACACAAAUGAUCCUGAUGAAUCUAUUAACAACGGGAAUGCUCAUGAUAUGAAAGAAAAGAAAGAUUUAGAAGACUUCGAAAAUGAAGCUGAGCAAGCCAUUAUCCAGAGAUAUGUGAAAAAACUUAAUAAAAAAGAAGUGGAAAAUCUAAUGAGAACUCUUUCAGAAGAUAAGAGAGCAAUAUUACAGCAAAUUAUUAGCGAUGAAAGCAAUCAAGCGAUCAGCUUAAACAAACGAGAAAUAACUAAAAAAGCAGAAGCCGUAGAAGAAAAUAAUUUCAUGGAUGGAGUCCAAUCGGAUUCCAAUAAAAUUUUAGGCCCCCUUGUAAAUUUUAACCUGGCCAAUGGAAUAACUAAUAAAAACAAUGACCAAACUGGAAUGACCCCGGCCAUAGAAGAAACCGUAUCUAGCACCAACGUUGGAGAAAAUAAAAUAAAAAGACGAUCCAACGAAGAAGGGGUCUCAGAAAAAUCUGAAAACGGAGCAGUUGCUACAAGCAGUACUGAAUCCGUAACAGUUAAAAGUGAGAAUAAAAGAGAAGUAAAUGUUAACGAAUUGAAUAACGAGGGAUCUCCUGUUAACAGCUUUAAUAUAAAUGAACCGCAAGAGUCUUCUAUCAUUGGUUCACAAGACGAACUUUAUGCUAGUUCGCAAGAUGAAGAUUUGUCACAAUUAAUGGACGAUGAUGUGCAACUACAUUACGAUUAUCAUAAUCCGCAAAAACGAGAUCUAAUGCAAGAAAACAACGAAAACAUGGCAGAACCUAUGAAGUCUUUACAUGAAUCAUUUGCCGAUACUAAUAAUUAUGAAAACACUGGUUACACUGGUGACUUGAAUAUGAUGCCUUUAAUAAGGGUCAAGAGGAAAAAUUACGAGCAUGCAGUGAAAAAGCGAGCAGCUGCUAUUAUGCCAGAGUCUAAAGUAGCGUAUGUUCCCGAAAAUGAAGACGAAGAUAAUGAUGAAGGCAACGAGAUUUAUGAUAACGGCUUUUUUGAUAGAACGGCAAGCUUUGCAAAGAGCAACAAGAGAGUUGGCAAGGUGAGUGACACGAGAGAAAGCGCUUUUAAAUUGAACACUGACGGGAAUCAAGGUGUUUUCAAACGGUCAAGCGCAGAGGGAAGUCAUAUCGAUGACGUUGCUAGAGACAAUAUGAGCAUCGGGUCUGACACGGACAGUGUUUUGUCUGGGGUGGAAGGAGUCAACGAAAAUUUGAUGUACAGUGGUGGAUGUCGGAAAAAACGAGCCGCUGAGGAGAUUACUAAAUUGGUACCCGUUGACGAUACUAUUAACAUACUCCCAAAUGCGUCACGCUCGUCUUUGAUGGGUGACACCGGCAGACCUGAAAUCUUCGGGACGAGUUUUAAUAGCAAUGAUGCCUUUGGGUCCUCUUCAAAAACUUACGAUGGAGAAUUGGGCCGUUAUAAAAGAAUACGGCGAUUGAAACACCCGUCAGCUGUGAACAGCUCUACAACUACAGUCGCCAAGUAAUAGAUUAU